Messenger RNA from Gopherus flavomarginatus (Mexican gopher tortoise), 1901 nucleotides. RefSeq names its product MIA SH3 domain containing (gene MIA). The transcript has 4 exons. NCBI's taxonomy places the organism in Eukaryota, Metazoa, Chordata, Testudines, Testudinidae. The record is from RefSeq and is a predicted model, not a curated record. Gene Ontology annotation, molecular function: protein binding. Bases 1268 to 1660 code for a protein of 130 amino acids. Gene Ontology annotation, biological process: extracellular matrix organization.
CCCAGGAUGCACUGCUGGAUGGAGCACUGCAUGCUGGGAGAGAACACAGCGAAGUGGGUGCCUGGGAAGGGUUGUGCCUCCAGAGUGGCAGAGGAAUCACCAGUGGCUGGGUUUUGGCUACCAGGGUGCCCCCUCUACCCCAGAGGUGGCUGCCUACCUCCUCCAUUGGCUUCAGAGCUAGUCUGUUCACCCCCUGGCUGGCUGAGAGGAGCCCUGCAGGUGCUGGGGGGUCAGGUGCUUCCUAGCAGCCCCCCGGCGGGGCCGAGUCUAAUGUGUUGAGUCGCAGAGCAUGAGCUCAGAGCCCAGGACACUGCCGCUGGCGGGAGCUAGUAUUUGUGCCACGUAGUGACCUGGUGCCAUCUGGCUCAGGAGGAUCCCACCGCUGCCACAAGGAGCUUCUGAACUGGGGGGGCUUCAGGGGGCUUCCCUCCUGGCUUCCCUUCCGACACGGGGCUGGUGGGAGGGCUUUGACAGUGCCCCUCUCUCAACCCCUUCUCUGUGGGGUCCUGCCCCUUCUGUGGGCCUCAGCUGUAGAGAGACAUGGACAAUGGGGCCAGUAUGUUACCUGAGAGCCGGCCCCUGCGUCAGCAGCGGCCCCGCUCGCCCUUGCUCCUGGCUUGCGUUUGUGGCACUGGAUUAUUUAAAAAGCGGAGUGGAAGGGGGCAGAGAAUUCGAAGCUGGUGACUUGGCUAUACUGCAUCUGGGGAUGGGAUUCUGUCUCCCCUCCUCUCUCACUCUGUGUGGCCUGGCCUGAAGACUCCUUGUCUGUUGUGGACAUGCAGCCACCUCGGGGGUGGGCCGUGCAGCAGCAGCGCUACGCAGUCAGAGGCAACCAGCCCUAUCCUGGGAGAGCCACAAAGCCAGAGAAUGGCAUUGCCCCGACUGGUGUCUGGGCUGGGGGAGCUGGAAUUGUCAGGACGCAGGGCCGAUAUUCUGUCCAAAACCUGGUACCUGCAGCAGCAUGGUGCCCCCUGCUCCUGGCAGCGCGGUCCCCCCCGACAGGUGUCAGGGUCACCCAUCGGCAGCACGACACCCCCAGCGCUGCCCAGGGGUCAGCCUCCACUCGGGGAAGGGCGCCCCCUAGUGCCAGGCAAGGCCCAGCACUGCCAAAGGGCCCCCUGCCGAAUGAAUCGGCACAUGCUCUGCCCAAUGCGGUACCUGCUCCGGGAUCUCCGAAAAUGGCUCAGGCGGUGACUAGAAACAGCUGGGCCAAGCUGCCCUCCCUGCGUGGACAGUCUGAGCCUGGGGCGGCUGCAUUUCGCCCACCAUGGCUAACACCCGGCUCUGGGCCUGGGCCGCUCUGCUGGGUGCCCUGCUGGGGCUGCUGCAGGGGGGCCGGCAGCUGGGCAAGCUGGCGGAGAAGAAGCUGUGUGCGGAUGCUGACUGCAGCCAUCCGAUCUCCAUUGCGGUGGCCGUGCAGGAUUACAUCGCCCCCGACUGCCGCUUCAUCCCCAUCCAGCGUGGGCAGGUCGUCUACGUCUUCUCCAAGCUGAAGGGCCGUGGCCGGCUGUUCUGGGGUGGCAGCGUGCAGGGGGAUUAUUAUGGGGAGCACCCUGCCCGCCUGGGCUUCUUUCCCAGCAGCGUGGUCCAGGAGAGCCAGUACCUCAAGCCGGGGAAGGUGGAGGUCAAAACUGAUCAAUGGGAUUUCUCCUGCCAGUGAGUUCUGCCUCGGCCCCCGCUGCCAGCCUCGCUCGGCUCCCAGCACCCCCAGCUGGCCACCGUGGCUCCAGUGCUUGGCCCAGGUCCUGCUGCUGUUCCAGAGCCCUGGGGGCAGGAGUGAAUUUCCUUUUGCUGUAGCAAUAACACCCCCCUCUUGCCUUAGGGGCUGUGUCCUGGGGCAACUCCCUGUAGCUUUGCUCUCACCACCCUCUGCCUGCAGCCACUCCUAAAUAAAGCCUCCC